GUUCUCCAAAGGAGUGCCCUGCAAGAGCCUCCAACAGAAGCCGGAUUGCAGCUGAUUGCUUCCCCUCCCUUCUUCCUCUCUGCCCUGGUUCUUUCUUCCGUAUUUCACCUAGUGUUUCUGCUCCUGUGAUUGUAACUUGGCCAGGUUGUGAUAUGAAGCAGAGCACCAGGAAAAGACUGACUGAAAGAACAAAGCAGAAGUGUCUGGAUGUCACUUACCACAGACACGGGAUUUGCAAACCUGAGAGAGAGAAAUGUCACAGGCUGGAAGGAACCAGAGCUCUCUUUUUAGAGCAUUUUAAAGAAAAGACCUGACAGAGCUUUAGGGAGAAAGGGGCAAUUGGAGGGACAAUGCAGCUGUCCUUCACUGGGGUGAUUCUCUUCCUUGCAGGCUACUCCUCUGGGCUGGCUGCCCUGGAGCUGACUGGCCCUGGGGAGGUGAGCAGGGCCCUGGGCGAGUCGGUGUCCGUGCAGUGUCGGUACGAUAAAAGGUAUCAAGGAAACAGAAAAUACUGGUGCAGAGGAGCAGUUUGGAGAACCUGUCACACAGCUGUUGAGACCACAGGGUCGGAGGCCGAGGCAAAGAGGGGCAGAGUCUCCAUCAGAGACAACCCCAGGCUGUGCACAUUCACAGUGACCAUGAAGAACCUGACGCUGGGAGAUGCUGGGAUUUACUGGUGUGGGAUAAGCAGAUUUGGAUACGAUCCAGGAGUUCCUGUUAAGGUGACUGUUGUCCCAGCGCUUUCCACUGCAGUGAUGGUAACCACUGGAUCUCUCUCCCCAGCAAUAAGCACAACAAACGCAGCUGAGCACCCCAAAAGUUCUCCUUUCACCAGCGCUCUGUUCUUGCUGCCAGUGCUCCUGCUGGUUUUACUUAUGUUACUGAGCGGAGCCAUUCUCCUGGCCAGAAGAAUGAUGCUGAAGAGGAAAAAGGCUGCUGGAGCCAUUGGGCCUAGCCCAGCAGUGAAUGAGGCAGUUACCAGCACCGAAAGUGAUGUUUCCUAUGCAACUGUGAAACCAAAGCCUAGAAAAUCCAUCACUACAGCCCCAUCCCCUGACUCUGCUCAGGCCAAGCCCAGUCCAGAAAGGGUGGAAUAUUCAGCUGUAGCUCCAGGGAUGACAGAUAUUUCUUACGCCACAGUGAAAUAUCCAAUCCUGGAUGAGCAGGCAAUCUAUGUCAACGUGGGCAGGUCAUCCAACCAACCCCCCUUGAGCAGCCCUCUGGAACAAACAGAGUACUGCGAGCUGAAAAGGAAAUAGGCUCUCCCCAGAACAUCUCCCUCCUCCCUGUAGUUGUGUGGAAGUGCGAAGAUUGCAACCUCUUGGAGCAGCGCUGCAAGGGAUGGAAUCGCCCGAGAUGAGCUGGUGGAGACUCAGCCAGAUUAUGCAAAGGCCAGAUGGACCUACAGUCUAUUGAACUGGGAGACCGUCUUGCCAGAAUGGUCUGAUGCAGCUGAACAUGAUGUGGUGUAAUGGGGGGAAUGCCGUGGAGAGGCAGAAGAAUCGCUUCCUCAGUCUUAUUUAUUUAAUGUAUGUCAGUCCUCACCUGCGCUCUCUCACACAAGUUAAAGCCGGAGGGAAAAUAAAUAAAUCUGAUUCUGCAGAGAUGGGUCCAAGUCAUGUAGGUCUGCUCCAGUUUCCUAGAUUUGAGUGGAGAGAGGUUGGGUUUGGGAGCCAGACCCAGGGAGCAUGGUGGUGGUGAUAUCUUCAUCCAGCUCUCCUGAGACAGUGAAGCUGCUGCAUGGGUCAUAGCUGCUCAGAGAGAUAAGGGAGAACUGUGGGAGCAGGACCACAGAAAGACAAGGGAUGGAGUGCGGCUGGCAUCUGGGGACAAUGCUUAGACAGGAGCAUUCCCAAAAAAAGGCAGCCGGGACUUUGAUUGGAAUGGGCCCCCAAUGGAAGACAGCGCCAGGGAGGAAAGGAGAAAGACCUCAGGCACCAAGCAGCAUGGAAUGGCACCAGCUCAGUGGAGAUGAUGCAGCAUUGUUGGGGUAGAGGCCUUGGAGAGAAAAGACAGCAGCCCUGGGAGGGGCGGGUUGGCAAGAUCGGACCAGAGUGACAGGAAGCGGGAGGGAGUUUUGCAUCAUUUCACUGCAUGUGUUCUGUUGCUAAAUGGGCAGUGACCUUUCAAGGGGAGCUCCCACAGCACCAUGGGACAGGGAAAGUGGUAUUUGCCUGUGCAGAAACUUGCAACAUUCCAAGUUUGGGAGUAAGUUUAAUGCUUAUGAAAGGAGGGGGGUAGGGUGUCAGGGGGUGGAAGCAGCAGGAGACGAAACUGGGAGUCAGGAAUCAUAAGUUCUGUUCCCAGCUCUGCAACUGACCCACUAUCUGAUCUUGGACAAGCCCCUUCACCUCUUUAUGCCUCAGUUUCCCCCAUUGUGAAGCAUAGCAAAUGGCUGUGCACUGAGAGAUCUAUGGAGGAAGAGUGGUAUAUACAAAAGAGUUCAGUAGGGUUAUUUACAGGGCUGGUUUGAUCCAGGCACACAGAGCAUGCAUUGUGCUAAGGUUCUGCCAACAAAUCACUCCAAUACUGACCCACAGCCACAUCCUGCUAGUCAAGUCCUGAGCUCUCCCUCAGGUCUGUCAAUGGUCUCACCCUUCUUCAGGGCCUGCCUUACUAAUCCUGGGCUUUUCUACAGCAAAGGCUGCCAGCUGAUGAAUUACACCAAGUCUCCUGUGGUUCUGCUGCGAGGUGCACAGAGAGGGACAGGCACAAGCUCAGACCCUUCACUUGCAUCUUCAUUCAGGAACCUGGGGGUCUCUAAUAUGGACACUGUAAUGAACCAAUGCACAACAACUCAGCUCUCAGUGCUCACUCCUGCCUCCUUGGUGAUUGUCUAGACAGAGAUGUUCCGAGAAGCAGGAGGGCUGACAGGAGUCAGAUGAAUCUGCAUGAACCAGGGACUGCGUGCACUCUGGGGCGAAGGUUACCACAGCUCCUCCACAAAGUGAAGGCAGUAGGGGAGGAGUAAGGCAGAUCAGGCAGGGUAUAAAACAUUUCCUGAUAAGUACCCCGGGUUGGGGAGUGGUAUUCUGGUUUCUUCAGAGACCAGACAAGAAAAAAAAAACAAAAAAAAAACAAAAAAAACCACACACAACAACACUACCCCACACACAUUUGGGAUAAUUAACUCACAUUUAAACUGACUCAGGGCCUUCCUUCUGCUUCAUGAUCUAAAAAGUGAUACAAACUUGUAAUCACAGGAAAAAAACCCAGUUGCAGGGUUUGGAAGGACUAGCAUCUUCCAGAGCCCAGUGUUGCUGUUGGAGGUGGGGGGGUGACCACUGGUCAGCUUUUUAUCACGCAUCUUUUGUUGCUUUAGAUUCUCUCUCUGUAAUGCUUUUAUCUUAAGA
Chelonia mydas (Green sea turtle) is the source of this 3353-nucleotide messenger RNA. It is a transcript of the gene CD300LF, whose product is annotated as CD300 molecule like family member f. The transcript has 7 exons. Gene Ontology annotation, cellular component: plasma membrane. The coding region runs from base 351 to 1259 and encodes 302 amino acids. The record is from RefSeq and is a predicted model, not a curated record. Gene Ontology annotation, molecular function: transmembrane signaling receptor activity. Lineage: Eukaryota; Metazoa; Chordata; Testudines; Cheloniidae.